GACCUCAUCCUCGGAACUACAUCGCCGAGCAAUCAACCUUACAAGACGACCUUCCCGAUUCUUGUCCCUUUUCCAGACAAGUUGAAAACAAAAUUUGAAACUCAUUAUCCAGAAAAUGAAAAACAAAACAACUGCGCUCUAUUUGACGAUUUCUUUCUCCGCACUGAGGAAUAUGGAGGAGGCUUCAGAAGAUUCAAAUGCGGCUUCGGAACGUCGUACUAGUUUGAAGAGGAAGUCAAAUGACAUCGGAUGGGAGUGUGGCGAACUUUGCGAUCCAAAUAAGUUGAAUGCUGUUGAGUGCAAGUUAUGCGGUCAUGUAUGCAGAGGCGGUGUUUAUAGGAUAAAACAACAUAUUGCUCAUUACAAGACAUCUGUUAAGAAAUGGCCUCUGUCGUUGGCGGAAGAUAAAAGAAGGUGUCUGGAAGCAUUGCUUGGUGGGAAUAAAGGAGCAAAUAGGCUCAGUGAGGCAAAAAGAGCGAAGGAGGAGGCAGGAUUGAGGGAUGAGUUUAGUUGUAGCAUUCUACCGGGAAAAAGCUUGGAUUUUGAUGUUGAUGAUGUACAAACUAGUGGAGCUAGUAGGGUGGGGAAGCAUGGUCCAAUGGAUAGAUAUCUGGGAUUCCUUUCGAAGCCAUUGAAGCAUCCAAGCUUCCUUGCUUUAUGUGAGGCUUUGGGUAGAUAUGGAAGAGGAUACAGACCACCUAGCCGAUAUCAAUUAUCUGAGCCACUUUUGAAGGAAGAAGUUGGGAGGACAAAGGAGUCACUGAAAAAACAUGAACAAGAGUGGAAGUAUACUGGCUGUUCUGUAAUUAUUGAUUGUUGGACAGAUAGCAAGCAAAGAAGCAUCAUGAACUUAUGUGUAAACUCUGGGAUGGGAACUAUUUUUCUAUCUAGGGAGGAUUCUGAGCAGGCACUCACUGCAGAAUACAUAGCUGAUUAUGGAAUCAGGAAGUUCCCUCAAUUUGAUGGCAUUAUCUCAAAGGCCAAGAACCUUACAAUUUUCAUCCACGCACAUCGCAGGACAUUAAAUAUGAUGCAUAGGAUAACCUUAAGGAGAGAUAUAGUGAAGCUGGGAGUGACAAAGUUUGCAACAACAUUUCUCACCUUGCAAAGCUUAUUUGAGAAAAAAGGAAAGUUGAUGUUUAUGUUCUCCUCUGAUGAUUGGAGUAUGUGCAAGCUCUCUUCUUCUUACAAGGGAAAGGAGGCCUCUGCAACAGUGUUGAGCAUUAAAUUUUGGGAAGGUGUUAAUAGGUGCUUGAAAGUCUUUGGUCCUUUAGUUUUGCGGCUAGGGCUAGGUGAUAAGCCAUCCAUGGGUUUCAUUGUUGGAGAGUUGGAGAACGCAAGGAAAGAGAUAAAAGCAUUUUAUAAGAACAAGCAGGAGAAAUACAAGCCUAUUCUUGAUGUCAUUGAGGAAAACAGUAAAGAUAGGCUUGACACCCCCUUACAUAAGGCUGCAUAUUUGAUGAAUCCUCAUUACUAUUAUAAUGAUCCAACUAUGAGAAUGGAUUCUGGCCUUCAAAAAGCAGCAUUGACUUGCAUUGAGAAGUUUUUAUGGAUGACCCAGAGACAAUGAAUUAGUUCAGAAUGUCGAGUUACUCAAUUACAGGCAUCGUGAAGAUUGGUUUGAUAAAGUGGGUGCAGUUGGUGGAGCAUAGAUGUCCAUGGAUCCAGUUGACCGUUGGAGUAAUUGGGGUUUAAAGACUCUAAAUCUGCAAAACAUGUCAAUGAGAAUUCUAUCUUUGACUGCUAGUGCUUCAGGAUGUGAGCGAAAUUGGAGUACUUUUCAAGGGAUACACACAAAGAAGAGGAAAAGGCUUGAAGCUUCUAGAAUGAAUGACUGGGUUUUUA
This is a messenger RNA of Rubroshorea leprosula, 1845 nucleotides long. The record is from the annotation of a GenBank genome assembly. NCBI's taxonomy places the organism in Eukaryota, Viridiplantae, Streptophyta, Magnoliopsida, Malvales, Dipterocarpaceae.